AUGGAUGAGAUUUUUACGAAACUUGAGGAAUUGGCGGAGGAUGAUAAGGGACUUGAUGUUGAGUUUAGUGCCGGAGUGUUAACACUUGAUACGCCGAAUGGGACUUAUGUAAUCAACAAACAGCCACCGAAUAAACAGAUAUGGCUGAGUAGUCCUAUCAGCGGGCCGAAGAGGUAUGAUUGGAUUGAGGAGGAGAGAAAGUGGGUGUAUUCGAGGGACAAGAGUACGCUGAGCAGUCUUUUGGCCGAGGAGGUUGGAACUGAGUGGGAUUGA
This is a messenger RNA of Orbilia oligospora ATCC 24927, 273 nucleotides long. RefSeq lists its product as uncharacterized. Gene Ontology annotation, biological process: iron incorporation into metallo-sulfur cluster; intracellular iron ion homeostasis. The transcript is spliced from 2 exons. The record is from RefSeq and is a predicted model, not a curated record. Lineage: Eukaryota; Fungi; Ascomycota; Orbiliomycetes; Orbiliales; Orbiliaceae. Bases 1 to 273 code for a protein of 90 amino acids. Gene Ontology annotation, cellular component: mitochondrion. Gene Ontology annotation, molecular function: ferric iron binding; ferrous iron binding; 2 iron, 2 sulfur cluster binding.